AAAUGAAGCCGUCCGCAAAGAUUGAUUUGAACUUUCGGCGCCGGUGUCUGAUGUGGAGUGCAUGUUAAACAUGUAAAGAGUGCCACGUAAAGUGCAUCGCCAACAGGUUGCGUGCGCGUAGCUGAGCCAGUGAUAAAGUGCGGCCCGUUGCCGGAGAGAAGAAGAGUUGCGGGGACGCGUCGCUCUAUGCGUAGCGAAGCGAAGAAGGACCAGAAACUAUGAUCAAACUCAAAUCAUUGUUCCGCAGAGGCCAAGGACCGUCGGGCCCAAAACACUCCCAGACACAACAACAGUCCGUCGCUGCGGCUGGCAGCAACGGCGGAGGGGCCGGGCCGCCACCGAUCGCGACUGCUGGCGGUCAUGUAGUAGGUGGCAGCACCGGAGGCGGUGGUGGUCUAUCCGCAAACGGCGGUGGCGGCGGCGGUCUGCUCAAGAGUGCCGCAUCGGUCUCGAGCCUGGAGUAUACGGUCGUCUCGAAACCGUCGCAGCCGCAGUCCCGCGGGCACCAGCAUCAGAGGAUCAACGGUUCGAAGGAAAGGUUGGACAACGCCACCCACCAUCAUCAUCAUCAUCACGUUCACCCGCUGCAGCAGCAUCAGCACAGCCGAUCGACAUCGGCACACAUGGCGCAAAUGGCGCAGCAGCAGCAUCAUCACCCAUCGGCGACGACCGCCGGGGCAUCGUCGAUGAACCAUCUGAACCAAUUUGCCGCGGCCGGCGAUGGGCCGAACGAGCGGGCCGUCGAAGCCGGAAGUAGUCUGAGCUCGAGCAUGGAGCAGCUGACCACCAUCAGCUUCAUGGGACCGGAGCGGGCGGCCCAGAAGGCGGCACUGCACCAGCACCACCGCAAGCAACCGUCGCCUAAUCGGUUGGCUGAGCUGCAAGUGCAUCUGGAGAAGCUGCAAACCGAAAACCGCCAGCUGGAGGAGCAGGUUCACGCGAUGGCCGGCGGCCAGGAGGAGCUGAUGAUGUUGCGCGACGAAAUCACCCGGCUGAAGACGUCACACGAGCAGAGCAAUGGCGAGCUGCACCGUUUGCUGAACGAGAACGAAUCGCUCCGGGACCGGCUGAAAACGGUGGUGCAGUCACCGUUGUCCGACUCGGAAAAGCAGCAGCUCAUCCGCAACACGCAGCGGUUGCACAGUUCCGCGCCGGCCUCGAUCGCACUGCCGAACAACAUGGAACCGGAAGGAGGGACUCCGUGCGUUACGCCCGAUUGGGACAAGCAGUCGUCGAGCAGUGAAGUAGCCGUGGCGUGUUUGCAGGAUAAAAUCAUUCAGCAUCAUUCUCCAUCCCCGUCGUGCGGCCCGGCAGUCUAG
This is a messenger RNA of Anopheles bellator, 1319 nucleotides long. RefSeq names its product protein tweety-like. The record is from RefSeq and is a predicted model, not a curated record. The transcript is spliced from 4 exons. NCBI's taxonomy places the organism in Eukaryota, Metazoa, Arthropoda, Insecta, Diptera, Culicidae. The coding region runs from base 219 to 1319 and encodes 366 amino acids.